This is a messenger RNA of Rhodotorula toruloides NP11, 1107 nucleotides long. RefSeq names its product Ysc84 actin-binding domain protein. The coding region runs from base 1 to 1107 and encodes 368 amino acids. The transcript is spliced from 8 exons. The record is from RefSeq and is a predicted model, not a curated record. Lineage: Eukaryota; Fungi; Basidiomycota; Microbotryomycetes; Sporidiobolales; Sporidiobolaceae. Gene Ontology annotation, molecular function: phosphatidylinositol binding.
AUGGCUUCAACACCGCCGCUCGUCUCGCACCCUGCACCGCCGAAGCGCCUGAUACCGCCCAAAAAGUCUGUCGACCCGAACCUGCCGCCGGCGAAGGAGACUUGGGGGCAAUGGAUGAAACGGAAGGGGAAUAGCUGGGGGACGACGGCGGUGGUGAAAGGCAUCGCAAUCUCGGACUCGGUGGGCGGACGCGCGAACGGGAUUGCUGAGCGGGUGGGUGCCGAGCGGUUCUGGCCUACGACGGGAGACGGGCCGCAGGAGAUGGAGAAGGCGGCGCGGAUAAUCAGAUCCUUCACAGUCGACGGCGUCGGCGUCAAAGUCGAGAAGAAGGACGAAAAGACCGGCCAGAAGAUUCAGCGCAAAGUGAUGCGCAAGAUUCCCGCCAAGAUCCUCCGCAGCGCCAAAGGCCUCGUCAUCUUCAGCUCGUUGCGGAAUGGGAUUUUUCCCUUUGGCGGAGCGGGAGGGAGCGGCGUCAUCGUUGCGCGGUUGGAAGACGGAACCUGGUCCGCCCCGUCGUUCAUCUCACCCAACAAUCUCACGGUCGGCUUCAUGGCCGGCCUCGACCUCUUCGAUUGCAUCCUCGUUCUGCGGACCCAAGAAGCCGUCGACUCGUUCUCGUCCCAGGCCAAGGUGACGAUCGGCUCGGAGAUUGCGGUUGCGGCGGGACCGUACGGGUCGGGCGCGAGUGUCGAGGUUGGGACCGACAGGCAGCCUGUGCUGAGCUACAUCCGGACACGCGGACUGUAUGCGGGAGUCGAGUUGGUCGGACAGGCGUUCCUGUGUCGAUUCGACGAGAACGAACGAGUGUACUUCUGGCCUGGCGUCAAGCAAAAGGACAUUCUGACCGGCCGCACCCGCAUCCCCCGAGAAGCCGAAACCCUCCUCGACGCCAUCGACGCCGCCGAGUCCGGUUCCGCCCAACGCGCGCACGGCGACGAGAACGAGUUUGAGGAAGUCCUGCCGUGGGAAGACGGGUCGGUGAUCGAUUUGGAGGAGGGCGAGACGCUCAAGUUGCCGCCUACGCCUGACCAGCUCUCGAGGGAGGAAGAAGAGGAGGAGUGGAGGAGGCAGAAGGAGGAGAGGGACAAGAAGCGCUUCCUGCGGUGA